Bemisia tabaci is the source of this 3043-nucleotide messenger RNA. RefSeq names its product cyclin-dependent kinase 8 (gene Cdk8). Gene Ontology annotation, cellular component: nucleus. Gene Ontology annotation, biological process: protein phosphorylation. NCBI's taxonomy places the organism in Eukaryota, Metazoa, Arthropoda, Insecta, Hemiptera, Aleyrodidae. Gene Ontology annotation, molecular function: ATP binding; protein serine/threonine kinase activity. The record is from RefSeq and is a predicted model, not a curated record.
ACUGUCAAAACAAUAUUAUACGACGUUGUACGAGAAAUUUUCAAUUUUCACCUUUCGCUAUUUUUGUUCGUAGGUUUGUGUUGUGUAAAUAUCAUCACGAUCUCUCUCAUUUCGUUUAAUCAAAGCAAAGUGACUGUAAAGCAAAUUCUUGUUUAUUAAUCAUGGAUUACGAGUUCAAAGUUAAGACAGCUAAUGAACGAACCAAGGUGGAAGACCUUUUCGACUUCGAAGGGUGCAAAGUUGGAAGAGGAACUUAUGGUCAUGUUUACAAAGCUAGAAGGAAGAAUGUAUCAGACAGUAAAGACUAUGCCCUGAAGCAAAUUGAAGGAGCUGGUUUGUCAAUGUCUGCAUGCAGAGAAAUAGCUUUACUAAGGGAACUGAAGCAUCCCAAUGUGAUCACAUUGAUCAGGGUUUUUUUAUCGCACAAUGAUCGCAAAGUGUGGCUUCUUUUUGAUUAUGCGGAACAUGAUCUUUGGCACAUUAUCAAAUUUCAUCGAUCUGCCAAAGCAGCCAAAAAACCUGUCAUGGUACCGAAAGGAAUGGUCAAAAGCUUGCUUUAUCAAAUUCUAGAUGGGAUCCACUACUUGCAUUCCAAUUGGGUCUUACAUCGAGAUCUGAAACCUGCCAACAUUUUGGUCAUGGGUGAAGGUCUGGAGAGAGGGCGAGUGAAAAUUGCAGACAUGGGUUUUGCAAGAUUAUUCACAGCUCCUCUGAAGCCCCUUGCAGAUCUGGACCCAGUUGUGGUAACAUUCUGGUAUCGCGCACCUGAACUCCUUCUCGGUGCCAGACACUACACAAAAGCAAUAGACAUCUGGGCCAUCGGAUGCAUCUUCGCCGAGCUUUUAACCUCUGAACCCAUUUUUCAUUGUAGACAAGAGGAUAUUAAGACGAGUAAUCCGUAUCACCAGGACCAGCUUGAUAGAAUCUUCAAUGUCAUGGGUUUUCCAUCAGAAAAAGAUUGGGAAGAUAUCCGCAAAAUGCCUGAACAUCCCACUCUAUUGAAAGACUUCAAGCGCUCCAGCUACGCAACUUGUUCGUUGGUCAAGUAUAUGGAUCGGCACAAAAUUAAACCAGAUAGUAAAGCAUUUCACUUGCUUCAGAAACUUCUACUUAUGGAUCCAAAUAAACGAAUAACAUCGGAGCAAGCGAUGCAAGAUUCAUAUUUCUUAGAAGAUCCACUCCCCACUCAAGAUGUUUUUGCAGGGUGUGCAAUUCCUUAUCCGAAACGGGAGUUUCUCACCGAUGAAGACCAGGAAGACAAAUCAGACACAAAUAAAGGGCGGCAAACUAACCAAACUAACAAUGGUCAAGGUGCCUCAGACCAGGGAAGUCACAACCAUCAGCACGCUGCGAGUGCCAAGCGAGUACGGAUGAGCGGGCCUCCAGGACAUUUAAGUGUGAGCGGCUCACAACAAACGCAAUCAUCUCAACAAACACAACAAUCCCAACAACAGCAGCAACAGCAGCAGCAACAACAACAACAGCAACAACAACAGCAGCAAAACCAGCAACAAGGUGAUUUUCAUCACUCGACGCACCCGCAAACCAUGAUCUACACGUCCAGUGCCAAUACGCAGCAAGGCAAUUUCACACAAAGAUUUUAAAAUUUCUAUCCUGCCAGUUCGGGAGAUAAUGUACAGUUAUUAUUGUUUCCAGGCCAUUCAAUUGAAAUUCCUGUAAGACAGAUUUUUCGACGAAACGCCUGGGAACUUGAACCUCUGUCAGACUUCCAUGAAGAAGUUGACAGAUUUGGCUGUAGAGUGGAUGUUCUGGUGUGAGGCAGAAGUCUCUGCUUCUUGGAGUGGCUUCUGAUCGAGUACUGGAGUCGCCUUGGGACAAAAUACAGUCUAGUUUUGGCAAUGAUCAAUGAUGGUUUGAAGCUUGGUGGAAGCUGUUCCAACCUUCGACCCCGAUCUGCUGAUAGGAAGAGAAAGAAAAGCCUCAUCUCGAUGACUUGUUUCAAAAAAUCAAGAGUUUGAAGUCGUGGCAGAUGAAAUUAAUUUUGAUUACGUAUGACCACUUGUCAUGUUUGGAUCAUCAACUGUGUUCUUAGCAGAAACUUAACAGAUAAGCUGUACAAAAUGUACCUGCAAUACAAGGAGUAUAGCUCUUUGUCAUUAUUUCGUCAAAUUUCUGCUGAUGGAGCAAUCUGAUUCAAAGGGCUGCCGCAAUUCUAGCUUCAUACUGUUUGAGUCAAAAGAAACUUAGGUAAUUGGCUCCCUAGAAUGUCGACAGGAUCUCAUCAAAAUGCAUAGUGGGUUUAGACCUCCUUGUCGUCGGCUAUGUUGAAGAAUACUCUGCAAGGUGUCAUCCAUAAAUUAUGUCCGCCACUUCUUCCCUUGGCUGACCCUUGUUAUCCCCCCCCCCUUCCAUAAAAAAAAAAAUCACCGUAAGCUAAGCAUACCCUCCUCUGUAAUUAAAAGAAAGGAACAGGACGAAGUCUGUAUCUCUCUUUUGUUUGUUCCCUUUAUUUACUUGGCAUACCUUCAAAAUACAUGCCUGUCAUAAGGUCAUGUUUGACUCCCCCCGGUCACCCUUUUGGGAGACAUUCUCAGAAACCUCAGGUGCCAGCCACAACAUUUGGAUGACCCUCAGUAGCUCUUAACUGUAAAGCCAAGGAAAAAUGCUGCUUGAACAUUUCGAUGGUCCUAACUUGCCUCCAAUAAAAAAUAAAUUUUUUUCUGAAAGUGAGGAAUUUUUUUCUUGUGGAUUUCUCUGUUAAAUUUAUUCUCAAGCUGAACUGAUGUAUCUAAAAAUUUAAAGAAAAUUUAAUUCUCCUCAAGAAUAAAUAUUUUAUCUAAGGAAUUUUGGACAAGAAUGUUCAAAUGUUCAUGUGGCAUUUCUCCCUGGCGCGGCAAUCAACUAGGCACACUCAUAAGGCACCAAUGACUCAUAAGUAGUCGUAUCCAGAUGUUUUUAAUUUGACGUGCGGAAUUUUUUCGAGUCGAUUCAGACAACUUUGUAACAAAUGCUAGUGUGCUUUCAUAUCCUUGGAAUGUAAGAUUUCAUUCAAUAAAAAGGAAGAUUGUUAAAGCACAUGUAA